Messenger RNA from Oryctolagus cuniculus (rabbit), 764 nucleotides. RefSeq names its product host cell factor C1 regulator 1 (gene HCFC1R1). The record is from RefSeq and is a predicted model, not a curated record. Lineage: Eukaryota; Metazoa; Chordata; Mammalia; Lagomorpha; Leporidae.
CCUUGCCGCCCGGCUCCCACCCCUCUGCCCGCACGACCCCGGACCCUAAUGAUCCUGCAAAAGUCGCUGGAGCGGGGCCCCCUGAGCCGGGCCUUGCGCGACCCCCGGGCCGUCUCGGGCACGAGUCGCGGCCUGGACGCCAGGGAGCCCGUGCGCAAGCACUCCCCGUCGGAGGAGAGCAUGGCCACCCACUUCUCUCGGCUCAGCCUGCACAACGACCACCCCUACUGCAGCCCCCCCGGGGUCUCCCCCCCACCCAGCCGCCCUAGCUCGGAGGUGCUGCUCUGGCGCUACCCGGGGAGCCUGAUCCCCGAGGCCCUGCGGCUGCUGAGGCUGGGGGACCCCCCGACGCCCUCCCACCCUGCGACCCCAGCCGGCGACGGGAUGGAGCUCUGAGUGCCCGCCUCCCCAGCUGCACCGCGGAGGGGCCAGACGCCUGCCCGGCCUUCUUGCCUCCGGACCUCGCAGCCCCACGGGGGCAGGAGCGUGGGAAGGGAGACUGUGUCCCCGGGGAGCAGAAUAAAGAUGCCGCGCAGGCGAAGGCUUCGUCCGGCCCCGGCUGCCGCUCAGGGCUUCCCUGGAAAACCGUGGGGGCCGGCCAGGUCCCGGCAUUGAGAAUGCGUGAGUCAGAGCCCCGCCCCCGCCCCCGCGCCACUGACUCACUCCCUCCCUCCAGCCCGCGGAGUCAAGCUGGGACCACGCCGCUCUCAAACCAUUUAAAGUUAAAGAUUUCUUUUAUUAAUAAAUUCUCCCUCCCCUGAAAA